GAGAAGUAAGAACAACCAGAUGAGUCUGCCAUUGAUUGCUGUCAGUGUCUCUCAGGUCUUUUACACAUCGUUCAUCUCACCUUACUUGCAUACAAAACCAUAUUCUUUUUGGAACUAUAUCAAGAUCACCUACAAUAUACCAACAUGAAUGGCCUUCUUGUCCUGUUGUACUGCAUAGAAAUCCUGGGUCCACUGUUGUGUGGAGCUCAAGUUACCACUAAUUUUGAGUCAACCCAACAAGAUUCCCAAAAUGAUUCAACCAGUGCUUCCAGCAGCACAUCUGACGGGAUGAGCACUCACUUACCAACAACAACAACAACAGUCUCCCAAUCAUCCAAUAGUCCUAGCACUUCACCUUCACCUUCACCUGGCCCACAGCCCACCACACCAAACACCAACAAUACCUUUUUCAGCAGGGACUGUCUUCCGGUAUUAAUGGUGACUGGUGGACUGAUCCUAGCCUGUACUAUUCUGCUGGUUUCUACUUUAUUGUUGGCAUGGAAGGUGUGCCAUUUGAGCAGACGCAUCAAGGCGCUGAGCAGCAAUGCAGACCUGAUCAGCAACCCUGAAUACUUCAUGGGAACUGACAAGAAGAACAAAAGCAAGCCAGAAGAGACAGAAGCCAAAGAGACCAGCGUGUUAAUGUCUGACAUCAGCCAAUCACAAGAGGAGAGGGGUAACGGUACCACCAAGGAAGAAGGAGAGAAGGUAAAUGAGGACGAGAAAAUGGGAGAGGAGAAGAAGAAGGAGGUGGAAGACACCGCCAACGGUGAGGAAGCUUCAACUACACCUGUCGCUGAAAGUUCAUCUCCCCCAAAGCCACAAGAGGAGGCCACCGAUUCCCAGCCCACCCCAGCUGUAGCAGCCUCCACCUCUGAAGGCACAGAGGAAUCAAAGGAUGUGGUGUAGAGCUGUGUGUGUGAAGCUAGAGAGUUUCCUGAGCAACUGUCCUUAAUUUUUAUAGCUUUACAACCCAUUUACAGUAAAUAAAGGAUUUUAUAUGCAGCUUUUUCUUUACAAUAAGUUGAACAACUGUGUGUGCUGUUAAAUCUGUCUAUCCCAGCACUGAGCAUUUUUGGUUGAAAACAACUGGUUUAUAUUGUAUUUCGCUCUUAUUUUUGUGUUUUGAAUAUUGGAAUACGUUAAUGUUAUAAUACACCUCUUUCAAGUCAAUUUGUUACUUACCUGCUUUAUUUUUCUGAGAUUUUGAGAUGUACACACAUUUAUGUACAUAAAUGACAUGUGCAACAACCAGAGGAAUAAAAUAGAGCUUGUGACCUCA
Morone saxatilis (striped sea-bass) is the source of this 1282-nucleotide messenger RNA. RefSeq lists its product as uncharacterized. Lineage: Eukaryota; Metazoa; Chordata; Actinopteri; Moronidae. The record is from RefSeq and is a predicted model, not a curated record. Bases 145 to 909 code for a protein of 254 amino acids. The transcript has 2 exons.